CGGGCAGUGCCUUUUGCACGACUGCGCCUUGGGCCUCCUCUGCCUGCUCGCCGUACGCCCGUCGCUGCGAGCUAGCUGCGGGAGUGCCUGAUGAAUCCAGUGCCCGAGCUGCCCUGCGCCUUUCCCGCUGUCGCUACCGCCCGCCGGCGCAUGACCAUCAGGCCCGCUUCGCCGCCGGUACACGUCGCUGGCAAUGUUGGUGGGAAAAAAUUCAAGGCCAUGGCUGUGGCUCUCGCGCCAUCUUCCCUGCCCUGUGUCGGGCAUACUCAUAUAGACAUGUCUGCCGUCUCGCUCCCGCCCGACGCUGUUUGCCGUCUUUCUCGUUGUCGUUUUUUGUUUAUUGAUGAUACCCCUUUCCCCCCUGCCACGAGAUACGAUACGAUACGAUACCCAAGAGCUCGUCUGAGCAUUUCACCCACGACUAACUAAUAAUUCACGAAUCAUCACGGCCGCUACUGACAUGUCGGCCGCUCCUAUACAGGUGCUGGACGACGCGUCGAAUGAGAACUUCUACCACGGACAUCAGCGCUCGUGGUCCGACGAUCCCCCAAGCUUUCGAGGGAAGGGCGGAGUCACGCACGAGCGGUCAAAGUCGCUCACCGCCAGCGUCACGCCCAAAAGGGAAGCGCUGAUGGAAUUGCCGGGUUCCAAGACGAAUGAGCCGUUUCCGCCUUUCGACCCGCUGAUGCAAGACUGGGAUUUGCAAGAGGAGGUGCAAUGGGGCAUGGAGGCGGAGGCGGAAGUGGCGUCAGUGAUGAAAAUCCAUUCAGUCGAGCAAACGCAGACCGAGUCUGGAUUGGAAUACGCAGCUGAAAUGCAGUCUCAGACCGAGUAUGACGGGCUUGGAGUGGUGAUACCUUCGGGCACUUGGAAGAAAUCCCCAUACCCUACCCUCGCUGCCCAUGUAUUGUCACCGACGACAUUUUCACCAGCACAAUUUAUCACAGCGGGCCAAGUUGGCCGCAGCCAGUCGGUGGCAUCCAUUGCGUCAGGGAAUGGCGUAUUGGAGGAAGGUUUCACCGGCAUGUAUUCAGAGCUACAAGACGGGCCCAGACGCCACUCGACCAGUACGGUAGGAUCAUUUGUGGACGCUGCCGGAGUACAAAGCUUCUUCUCACCACCUUUGGGCCGGUCGUCUCGAAGCACUUAUACUUCAGAGCACGGGUCCACCGUCAGAUCCGUGCAAAUAGCUGAAGGUCAUCGGCCAAUCUCCCGCGGCACCUUUAGAUCCUCCGCAUCCUCUGAGACGCUUGCCACCCGAGACCAUGGGGACCGCACAUCCUACUGCAGCAACUGGACUCUCUGGCCCCGCAACGGCAACUCGACUCGCCCAUCAUCCAUUGACACUCGCACUCCAUCUCCUUUCGGUUUGGCCAGUCCUCGAGAAUCUCUCCACGGACCACGCACCCAGAUGAGUCCCAGCCAGCCAAGAAGGUCCAAGCAGCGCCCUAUUUCCACCUUGGGGAACCCAUUGGGCAUGUUCCUCGCCGAUGAGCCCGGUUCGCGGCCGGGAUCCGCGAGCGCAUCGCAUAUGCUGUUUGGUCCGCGACUCCAACAAACCUAUAGUCCCGAGGGUAUGGGCGCCUAUAUGGUGCAACCUGUAGACUCCCGCCCUAGCUCCGCCGGCUCCUACGAAUCCGCCCGAGGUACCACGCCACCGCUGCCGCUUAAUAUGCCGAAGCGCCCCUAUCGGCACGACCUCCCGCCCUGCCAACCCUGGAGCAUGCAGCUCCCGUCCAUCGCCUCGCAGUCGGAUGCCUCGACGCGAAUCGACUCGAACCCCAGACAGAUGCGCUCCUUCCCUAGCGCCGAGCUUCACUUUACCGCGUAUGGCAGCCUGGAUCCGCAGAAUGCGUCGCGGCCAUCCAUUGUCUACGAAGCGUCGGAGUGCCCGUCGCCGACGCAGCCGACCCUGCCGGAGCCAGCGUUGACGCGGACGCCGCAGCAGACGUCAUGGCUCCGCAACCCUUGGCAGAGCGUCGAGUCGAUGGGCUUCUUCGGCUUCGGCGCUGCCGACAGCGAGAGACGGAACUCCGAGGCGCUGCUGCCGCCGCCGCCGCCGGUACUGGCGGACAGCAGGCCAAACAGCGGCCGCAGCGGCAGCAAUGCCAGCACUGUGAUCCACUAUUUUGCGCGGAGCCUGCCGGCGUGGGCACGGGCCUACUACGCUGCCGGCGAGCCAUCCUGCUCGACGGGCUCCCCCUCGCCCGCCUCAUCCCGCCCAGGCACAAGGGCGCGCAAAACCUCGAGCCCACGCUCGGCGGCGACGUCGCGCUCGCGCAAGCAGUCGGUUCCGCGGUCACGGCCGACGACAUCGAACACGGCACCGACCGGCUCGCCCGCCUCAUCUGAGUUCAGCAUUGCAUCGGUGCGUCGGCCGCGCAACCGGCCGCUGCAUUACAGCGAGGAGCUCGAGGACGCCGACGAUGACGACAACUUCCUCUACGUGCAUGGUCGGAGCCGGGGGAACAGUAGCUAUCGGCGCAGCUUUGAGCAGGGCAGCUACACUUACAGCCACCAUGCCAAUGUUCAGGGCCACGGCCAGCACUUCCCGCGCUCCCGUUCCGUGAGCGUGUACUCUCGCGCCGAGUACGGGCACGGCCGCGCCAGCUUCGCCAGCGAGGUCUCCAGCGCGCUAUCUGAGGACCGGCCGCCGCCGCCGCCGAUGCCGUGGUCGCCCUCCCCGCCCGCGUCGCUGAGUCUGUGGGAAGAGGGGCUUGACGCAGGAAUCGUGCGGGGGACGCCCUCGCCCGAGUUCGUACGGGGACGGCACCUGUACCAGCAGCAGCAGCAGUCUCAGGACGGGUCGCUACCCGCCGGCGCCGGGGGCGAGCCCGAAAGCGACAAAGCGCGCAAGAAGCGCGAGAAGCGCGAGAAGAAGGCGGAGAAGAAGGCGGAGAAGAAGGCGGAAAAGGCGAAUAAAGAGCACAAGCCGCCCAUGCACGCUCGCACGAAACGCCAGGUCUGGCUGUUUGCGCUCGGGUGGCUGCUGCCGCUGCUGUGGGUGGUGGGGGGCAUGCUGGGGCUGCCGCCGAGCGAGGACGAGGCCGACGCGGCGAGCGAGGACGAGCAGGGCGAUUUGGAAAAGGCGAUUCGGGCGCGGGGAGAGGAGGCUAGGCAGGUGGAGAGGAAGAGGGCACGGUUUUGGCGGAAUUUGAAUCGCACGAUGGGCGGGUUUGCGCUUGUGGGGGUGGUUGUGGCCGUGGCGGUUGUGGUCGCUGUGUUGAGGUCUAGGUGAUGUGUGUGUGUGUGCUGGGAGGAGGGGGAUGGUUUAGGAUGGCUUGGUUUGGGUUUUUGAGUUUUUCUUGCGGCAUUUGCUGGUGUUUUGUUGUUGGUUGGACUUGGGAUGGAGACGCGAUGACGAUUUUAUGCCGAUAUGACGGGGCUGUUUUUUGUUCUGUAUGGAAGUGGUGUUUUGUAGUAGAAGAGUAAGGUUGUGUUAUAUCCGUUACUUAGCUCAACCAGUAGUAUUUACAAAGGAAGAAAGAAAAACUAUGUAUACUC
Molecule: messenger RNA, 3504 nt
Organism: Aplosporella prunicola CBS 121167
Lineage: Eukaryota; Fungi; Ascomycota; Dothideomycetes; Botryosphaeriales; Aplosporellaceae
Exons: 2
Coding region: 461-3238 (925 amino acids)
Source: RefSeq, a predicted model, not a curated record